Phalacrocorax carbo (great cormorant) is the source of this 5593-nucleotide messenger RNA. NCBI's taxonomy places the organism in Eukaryota, Metazoa, Chordata, Aves, Suliformes, Phalacrocoracidae. The record is from RefSeq and is a predicted model, not a curated record.
GACAGGCAGGGAGCUCAGGUUACCACUGCCGCAUCGCUGCCUUCCUUCUCGUCUCCCUCCGGAGACACGGACGGUCAUGCACCGCCUCGCUCGGGAUGGCUGGGCUGCAGGAGGAUCGGCGGAGACUUCACAAACUGUAGCCGGCGGCUCCCGGUAGGAAGGGCAACCCGCCCGCUCGCUGCAGCUCCCGCGCAACACGGCCAGCGCCGCCGGAGGAUGCUGUGCCGGCGUCUGAGGUCAGGAGGUGCCCGUUUCUUUCCAUAACCCCAGCGGCGGCUAACCCAAUGUAAAAUAUGUGACCCAUGGCCCCUCCAACAAAAAGAUCAGGAGCAGUUUCUGGGUUGGUGCAAGAGCUCCACAGGACACAAAGAAGAUGAAGAUGGGAGGAACCUGGCUGAAUCUGCAAGCUGGACAGCACUUGCUGGCCCUGGGAGACAGACACUUUUCAAACAAAUGCCUAAACAUGAUGGAUUUCCGAAAAUUCAGGCUGUUUGUUUGCUUUGUGGGGCUCAGCUGUGCUAGCUUCUGGUUUUUUUAUGACAAUACGACCAAAUUCUGUAUAUUCUGUGAAAAUGGCCAAGACUACGUAUUGCCCACAGAGGCUUAUAGGAGGAAUGAAGGAAACUUCUUGCAGCUCCCGGAUAUCGACUGCGAUAAGAACCCACCUUUCCUCGUCCUACUUGUGACAUCCUCAUACCACCAUGUCAAAGCCAGGAUGACCAUCCGGCAAACCUGGGGGAAGGAGAGAACAGUCGCUGGCAAGCGCUUGGUGACAUAUUUCCUCCUGGGAAGCACUAUGAAUCUCAUCCAGCAGGCUGAUAUUGCUGCUGAAAGCCAAAAGUACAAAGACAUUAUUCAAAAGAAUUUUACAGACACGUAUUACAAUUUGACUUUGAAGACCAUGAUGGGAAUUGAAUGGAUUCACAGAUUUUGUUACCAGUCCACAUUUGUGAUGAAAACUGACUCAGAUGUGUUUGUCAAUGUUUUUUACCUCACUGAGCUUCUUCUAAGGAAAAAUAGGACCACUAGAUUCUUCACAGGCUUUUUAAAACUGCAUGAGUUCCCUAUACGGAGAAGAGGAAGUAAGUGGUACGUGAGUAGAGAAGAGUAUCCGAAAGACACCUACCCACCGUUUUGUUCCGGGACUGGCUAUGUUCUAUCCACUGACAUUGCUAGCCAGAUCUAUAAUGUUUCAGAGAGCGUUUCGUUCAUUAAACUGGAGGAUGUAUUCAUAGGACUGUGCCUUGAAAAAUUAAAAGUUCAGCUGGAGGAACUUCAUUCGGAGCAGACGUUUUUUCCCCAAAAGAUUAGGUUCUCUGUUUCUCGCUUUAAGAAAAUCGUGCUGUGCCAUGAAGUAGAACCAUCUGAGCAGCUGAGCUACUGGAAUCGCUUAGUGACAGAAAAAUGAGGAGUGCUGUAGCACCUUCCCUGCUUGAAUUAACAAAGUAAAAUGCUCCGCAUUUACAGGGAUGCUCUUGACUCCUGCAAAACUCCCAAUUAACUUUAGAUCUGUCACAUUAAAGACUUCUUUAACUGUUAUUUUAAUCUCCAUUUCUGCCCAAGAACAUGCAAACCUCUUUCUCUCCCAUUCACUCUCACCCCUUUGCACCCCAUCUCUAUACAAGUUACAACUACUAUUUUUCUCUGAAGCAUGCAGGCCUGCAAACCUGCCCUCCAAAUCUUGCUGCUACAGGACUGGGAACAUUUCUGCAGUGCCAAACCAAAAGUCAAAGUACUUUUGUUCAGAAAAGAAAAUUUGCACCCUCUUCCUGGUCUCCCCUGACAGAUUGCUGCAUUUGCACCCAUCUGUCCAGGCAUUUAAGAAACGGUGUUUGUAGCUGUCAGGACAUUCCCCUCCUGGCAUAGGGAACUGCAGCCCUGCCCUUGCAGCCAGCUCUGUGUGGGCAGAACUGUGAGCAGGCACAGAUUCCUCCUUCAGUCUACACAAAUGUUUUGCAGAGCUGGAAGAAUUUGCCCAUGCAGCGCUCUUGGGACAACCUUAGGUACUGCAGGUCACCUGGUGAACAUGUAAGGCUACUGCAUCUGUUUCCCUAUACAUGCCUCCUGCUGAAAAUGAUAUGUGGUAGAGCUAGAUCCAUGCUCAGUGGAGAGUGUCCUGGUCUUUCUAUUAAAAUAGGCCCUGGAGACAUCUUUUACAUUUGUAUCUCACUUUGAUUGCUUGAAAGCUACUGUAAAUGGCUUGCCAAGGCUGAACUAGAGUGACUUACGGUGAGCUAAAGAGAUUUAGAUGUUUUUUCCCUAUGAGGAACUGGGUGUGUAAGGGAGAAGGCAGGAGGAAUUUUCUCUUUUAGACAAGACCUAGUGGGAAAAUAUUCCCAAGUAAUCAUUCAGGCUGGGAGCGUCAUUUCUUAUUUCAUUACCUAACAGACUCAUGAAAUCAGUAGGAUGUUUGUUGGUUUCAGAGAUAAGGAACUGAGUUUUUACAGUAGAUGCUGUGAAAAAUACUUUUGGGUUAUGGGGAGAGAGAAAGGAGUUCAUGAAAUCAUGCCUCAUGCAAUACUCCUAUUUGAUUUACUUUCAUGCCAAGAAAAGUUCAGUUUUACCAGCAAAGAAGUAUUGAAUGCCUAUACUAUGCGUGAAAGGGUUUUUUCAGAGAGCAGUAAAAGUGGGGCUGCCCCCUAGGGGAAGAUGAGCCGGGAGCUGAGGGGAUCUGACAGCCAGCAGGGCUCAGCCCUGCACACCCAUGCGAGGGAGCAGGACAGACCCAGGUGGCCAGGUCCAACCAAGAGUCUCGAUCAUAAGGAAGUAUCAUAGUGAUGAGGUCGGUCUGAGGUCAAGCCAGUGAUGGCCGGGCCCUGGUGAUGACAGGUGGGGGUCAGGAUCAGGCGCAGUGAGAGCAACCAGGGCCAGACACUGCCCUGUAUGCGGUCCUGAAUGCAGUAAAAAGCAUGGAGGAAGGACAGGGAAAGAUAUUUUAUUACUUCAGGGUUAUUUUUGUUGUUUCUUUUAUUUUUAUUGUAGUUUGUGAGGACUGUCGAAGUGUUUCUUUUUACUUGCCUGUGCCUGUAGAGCAGGAUAAAUAUUUUCAGCAGGAAUAUGCCUCAUCCUGAAAAGUAUUUUCUUCUGAUGUAGAACAACCUGAGCUCGUGCACUUAGUUUUGACAACUGAUGAUGAAAGAAACAAUGUUUUUUUAUUUGGUAGAAGAAUAAUCUUCUUUUUAUUUUAAGUUUCUUAUUCAGAAAAUAGCUGUGUAUGUGGUGUUUGCAGGGAUACGGCUAUCCAGGUGGUCAGGUGGGUGACCAAGGAAGUGUUUGCCUUUUCCUAGUGCGUACCCUGUGCCCGGGGGUGGGCAGCGUCUCUCUGCCUCCCAUUCCAACUUUGCAGGUGUAUCCGCCCUUGGAGUCAAAGACCCGCUGAAGCACAUCUACUUUUGCUGCUGCCUUCAGUCAGUGCGAUGGGUCAGACUGAUAAAGCCUAGCAACAGCAUUUUAAUCACUGCAUCUUUUUGCCAUUCGUUGCUGGUGUACCCAAGGUGCAAGCUGGCUAUUGCUUUAAUUUAUGGAAAAAUGUUGAGCAUAAAGGAAUGCUUCCUCACCUCACCUAGCUCCUUCUCUUGUAGGAUAGAGGGUCUGUGAGCUGGGACAGCAUAAUGCAACCUAAUAUUCAUCCCGGCCUCCUCUUGUUCUCUGAGGAGUAACCCUGCAGCCCCUUGUGGAUCUCGCUUCCACCUCUGUGCCUGGUGCCAACCUUAUCCUAGCCGGCAGGACCAGUCCAACCGUGCAGUUCCAGGGAGCCUGUAUCUUGGCAGAAUAGCUAUUAAUUUACAUACGGAUGUGUCGACUUCUUCACGUCCGCUAAGUGUUGAGAUCCAAGACGUAUGGCGGCACCUGGCUCCUGGGAUGGUGCAGCUGCUGGUCUUCUGUCAGGCUGAGUUUGUGGCCAAAGGGUAAAGCUUCCCAUUAGGAGACAGUAUUUUGGGUUGCUUCCUGGAUCAAUGCCUGCUAGUGCAUGGCACCAAAAUAAGUCUUACCUGAGCCGUUUGUGGCUUUGUACUGUCAUAAAAAAAGGUACACUUGAGGGCCAAGUUCUGUCAGGCUUUUAUUUUAGUUCAGGAUUUUUCCUAAUUACUUGAAUACAGUUACUAACUGGGAAGAGGGUGCUCUGAUAAUCACCUUUGCAGCUGCUACCACUCUAUUUUUGGGGCUAAAUUCAUAGCUACAGUGCCAUUGGGAAUAAGGUCCUCAGGUGUGUUUUAAGAAACCAUCCCAUUCUAGGUACUGUUUCCAGGGAGUCUACUUGUAAUUUCAAGUGACCCGUGCAAGAUGUCUCCCUUUAUUACUGCAUUUGAAAUAUUUUGUCCCCACUGAAUAUAUGUUGUUAAGCAUCAUAAUGAUCUGCCUAUCUAAAGCAUUUGGCUUUUCACUGCUAGAUAUCUGAUGAGUAGCAAAUUAGUCCAGGCUGAAAUGUUACAGAUUCAGAUAACCUGUUCCUCUCCUUUUUGCAAAUUACCUCCCCAAGUGAAUGCUUUAGGUUGCUGCACAUUAUUUUCCUCAACAUGAUUUUCUUUGUGCUCGCAUAAGUUAGAAAUUGAUUUCAUAAUUCUCUCCAUUCAGUAGGUGGCUUUGAAUAAGCAUAUAGUAAAUGAAUAGUUAAUUACUUAAAAUACAAGGUUAUACUGCUGGAAAAGGUGAUUUAAGAAAAGUAGAUGAUUGCAUGUAAAGAAAAUUAAUUUAUUUAAACAAAGCCACUGUGCUAGUCAGUUUAUAUGUAUCAGGUGACUGAAAUUAGCUUUUGCAGCUUAGGCCUCAGAUCAGGAUUUUUAACACAAUCAAAAUUGUAUCAGUGGCCUUUUGCCAAAUUUUGUGUAUUUUCCCAUGAAAGGCCAUCACAAAAAAAAAUCAGGAAUAUAACUAGAAGUGUAAACUCAAUACUGCAGUGCACAUAUACUUAUUUUGAAAAUUUUGUAUAGGUUAAUAAAAGAUUUUAGUCAAUUUUGGGGCAGUUUAUCUGUAAAAGUAAUGCACUAUCCUAAUAUUUUUGUGCUUUCUGGGUCAGAUAUCAUUAAACCGGUUUUUUAUGAAUAGCUUUGGAAAGUUACUCUGAAAAGUUACUCCAGUGCUUCUCAUUUAAUAGGAAGGAGUGUACAACUUAACAGAGCUGAUAGUGUAUUAGAGUUGGUUAGAGCUGUGCAUUUCAGCAUACUCUGUUUCUUCUAAAACAAGAUCAGAUUUUGAAUACAGAACAAUGAAUACAUUUUUCACAACUCUAUCUCAUCAGCUAACAUAUUCUUGGUUUAGGUUAGGAUUUUCAAAAAUGUCCAUGAAGGAUUUGGUCACACAUCUCAUCUGAUUCAGUAUUACUGAGGAGGUAUAACCCUUCCAGGCACUUCUGAGAGUACAGAGUAGAUUUUUGCAAUGAAACAUUUGCCUUACAUAAAAGCUGAAUGGAACACAAGGGCUAAAACCGUCUGUAAUGGAUCUGACAGGAAUGCUGCUCUUCUUGGUUUUGUGGGGGUUACUAUAGAAUGUUAAUAUAAAAUGCGUGACAAGCUUGCGUUAUUUGCAUAGAACAUGAGAAUGUUGAGCUAACUAUUCAAUGUAUGAUAUUUUAGUAAAGUAUUUUGUUACCACA